AUGGUCAGCGAACGACUGGACAACGCGUACCAUAGGUACUACAAGUACCAUCCUGCACGUGCUGGCCUUCUUGCCCGGGAGCUGCACAAGCUGAACGUGCAUGUGGCCGCCAUCCAGGAAGUUCGAUGGCCCGGUCAUGUAGAGCGAGAAUUCACGGCGGUGGACCCCAUCGCCAACACCUCUUUCAAGUACCACAUCUACUACAGUGGCGGCGAAAAGGCGAUGCACGGAGUCGGUUUCGUAGUGAUUGGGGAUCAGAAGAACCGAGUCAUCAAGUGGAAGGUGGUGAAUGACCGGAUCUGCGUGUUAAGAAUAAAGGGCAAAUUCUUCAACUACAGCCUGAUCAACAUCUACGCGCCGACGAACGACAAGCCCGAUGACGAUAAAGACGCUUUCUACGAGCGUCUCGACAAGACCUAUGGAGAGUGCCCAAGACACGACGUGAAGAUAGUCAUCGGAGACGCAAACGCGCAGGUCGGAAGGGAAGCCUACUUCCAUCCUGUCAUCGAUUCGUUGUCACUGCAAUCCGGAUCUUCGAAGUUGUACUAA
Molecule: messenger RNA, 549 nt
Organism: Culex pipiens pallens (northern house mosquito)
Lineage: Eukaryota; Metazoa; Arthropoda; Insecta; Diptera; Culicidae
Product: craniofacial development protein 2-like
Exons: 3
Coding region: 1-549 (182 amino acids)
Source: RefSeq, a predicted model, not a curated record